Nycticebus coucang (slow loris) is the source of this 2811-nucleotide messenger RNA. It is a transcript of the gene FBXO43, whose product is annotated as F-box protein 43. Gene Ontology annotation, molecular function: zinc ion binding. Gene Ontology annotation, biological process: regulation of mitotic nuclear division; negative regulation of meiotic nuclear division. The coding region runs from base 1 to 2559 and encodes 852 amino acids. The record is from RefSeq and is a predicted model, not a curated record. Lineage: Eukaryota; Metazoa; Chordata; Mammalia; Primates; Lorisidae. Gene Ontology annotation, cellular component: nucleus. The transcript has 8 exons.
AUGGGGAUUGAGGAGGGGCAGACAAUUAAUGCUUUCCCCAGUGAGGAAGGGAGAGGAAGAGCCUCUCAGACUGGGAAGCCUUUACUGGCCUUGGCGGGGUGGAAAGCGGAGAGCCGGAGGGAGAGCGAGCGGGAGAGCCGGGGCAGGGCCUGCGGCGGCCGGCGGGGGCGCUGCGGAGCUGCAGGAAGGGGCGGGGCGCAGCUGCUGCCUGGCUCGCCGCCCGAGGUGCACUCAGCCGGUCGGCCGCGCCCUCGGCUUCCAGGCUCGCCGGAGGAGGCCCCCCAGCUGCAGCCCGCUAGCGGGCCUUUGGGCGUCCCGGUGCCCGACCCCGCGCCCCACUGUUUUCCAGGUGCUGGGACUGGGGAGGCGCCCUGCGCUCUAGGUGACUCCCACCCGUCUUCGGCCUCCCCCGGAGGUCUGCGCCGGCCGGGCCUGGGAGGUCGCGGGAGGGCCGCGGGGGAGGCCGAGAUUUCUUGUUUGGAGGCCUACAUAACUUUGCCAUCCGAGAGCUCAAGAUUUGCUGAUGAAACGGAGAUUUUGAAGAUGUCACAAAGGCACUCAGGUCAAGCUAGCACUGGAGCAGGAGAUGAGAUGGGCUCUCCUACUGUCAAUUUAAAGUACUGCAACUUCAAAGAUUUUUGUUCUGUAUCUUCAUUUCAAGAUAGUGCCUAUCACGAGUUAAAAUCUUCCAGCUUUGAUAAUACAGAUGAAGAAGUUUUUGGAAAAAAAGAUACAGGUCCAACAUUAAUCCAUGAGUACCCUGAAACUUCACGCCUGAUCUUACCAUAUCCUUCAGAGUCUCUCACUCCACAAAAGAGAUCUGUCUUCUCUAGGAAGGAAAAGGAUAGAAGCCCAGAACUUUGUGAAACACCUAAAGUCAGUGGGAAAAAAUGUUUACCACGCAGAAGGUUGAAUGUAUCUUUCUCCUUUCUAAAGGGGGACUUUGAAUCACAGAAUAGUUCUCUAGAAACUAGUGUAAGUCAAGUUCAAAAUUUAGAAAAAAAUAUUAUAAGCAGUGCUUCAGAUUUUCCAAGGCAAAAUAAUUUUAGCUCUUUAGUUACGAGGACUUUAAAAACAGAAGAAGUGACUUUGAGCAGUCAAAAAUUGAGACUUAACUUUUCUCAACAAAAGACUUCCACAAUUGAUAAUUCCAAAGAUGACUGUAAUCUAUUUGACGUUGAAUGUAUAUCUCCAAUUCAGGGCAAUAAUUUUAAAGACUCUAUCAUACAUGACUUUAGCGAUAGCAGUUUGUGCAUUAAUGAUGAGAAUACAUACCCUGAACUCGUCGCCUCUAUUAGUGGAACAACUUGUGGAACAGAUGAAGACAUAUUUGUGACUCCAAUAAGUAAUCUUGUAGCAAAUAUUAAAUUUAAUGCAAGUCAAACAUCUUCUUCAACUGAAGUAAAAGGCAAUAUUUCAACUCCUGAAGACAGUGGUUUUAACUCACUCAGCUUGGAUAAAUCAGAAGAUUCCCUCUCCGACCAAGAAGAUUCUAUUCAAGAACUAGUUCACAAACAUAAGGGAACUCUCAAAGUGGGGGACACCAUAAGAAAGGCAAGGCGUCUUGGAAGGACAAGAAGAUUGUCUACCCUUCGGGAGCAAGGCUCACACUCAGAGACAGAAGAGCAAGAGCAGAGCAUCCAUUCCAACUCUGAACCAAGACCAGCGGCUGCUUCUGACAUAUCAGACAGUUCACUGAGCAGUGAUAAGAGUGGGGAUUUGACUCUAAGCUUUAAGAAUUUAUCCAAGACCCCAGCCUUGCAAUUAGUGCAUGAGCUCUUUAUGAAAAGUAAAAGGAAAAGAUUUCAGCAAAACAGUGCACACGAAUUCUUAGAAGAAAAGGACGGGGGGAAAAUAGCUAUACUGCAGUGUUUACUUGCAGGACUGAUUGGCAAGAAAAUGGGUAUAGAAAAACUAGACAUCUUAACAGAAUUAAAAUACAGAAAUUUACGCCAUAUCCUUGCUAUGGUUUUAGAUUCCUUGACUGCAGAAAGCCUAUGCAGUGUUUGGAAAGUAAGCAGAAAUUGGCGUGAAAUUGUUAUUCAAGAUAAGAGAGCAAAUCGGAGGAGGAAAUUUUACAUCAUACAACUGAAAACAGAUUCUGAGGGGACUGUAUUAAAUGUCGAGGAUGCUGCCACUCGGCUCCAUCUUUUAAAUCGCUCAGCUUUAAGAUCUGUACAAGCACAGGCUAGGCCAUCCAGUUCUCAGAAAGAGCAAGUGUCAACAUUAUCUCCCUGGGGAGAAGUUUUGACACCUCUAGCAAGCUCUUCUGAUACUCACUUAAGUAGUAAACAGGAAGAAUAUGUUAAGGUCGCCAAAACACUUUUUAUUGACGAAGCAAUAAAACCUUGCCCAAGGUGCCAAUCCCCUGCUAAGUACCAGCCAUAUAAGAAAAGGGGAGUGUGUAGCCGCACAGCCUGUGGUUUUGACUUUUGUGUGUUAUGUUUGUGUGCUUAUCAUGGGUCUGAAGAAUGUAGUAGAGGAGCAGCAAAGCCAAGAAGUAGAAAAGAUGCUCUCCCAGGAAGUGCCCAGAGUAAGCGGAACUUAAAACGCCUCUAAAGAGACUAAAUAUAAAAGACUCGCUCCCCCGUGCAGUGUUUUAUUUGUCUGACAUAAAAUUAUGAAUAUUCUGAAUGGAUACAAAUCUUCCCAUAAAUGACAGAUGAUGAUUUAUUUUCUAUUUUGUAUAUAUUAGAAUUCAUGUCAUUGUAUGUUUUCUUUAAAGUGAUGAGUUUUAAAAAAUUUUUAUUUUACUAUGUCAUUUUUACCCAUUUUAAUAACGUGUUUUAAAUAAAGAAUUUUCAAUGUUGU